AUGUCUCAGAGUGCACAACCGCCCCGUGGAGUGCAACCUGGCGAUAUCCUUCUAGUCGUCCAUAACUUUGACUCCCGUGGAGCCGAUGAACUCACCCUUCGACGAGGAGAUAAAGUGGAACUGUUGGAGCUGGACGACGGCUUUGGUGAUGGCUGGUUUCUCGGGCGGCAUGUAACAAAUAAUGAAACGGGUCUCUUUCCCGGCGUGUACACCACCACUGCUCCAAACAUCGGUGUUAAGACCCAAAGCAAACCGGCCCCGCCGGGCGCCACGACCACCUCAGCGACAGAUGCAUCUGGACAGCCGGACUACGAUUCCGAGCUGGAGUCGCCUGUUUCAAAUGACAAUGACACCCCUCAGGUGUCAAGACAUACCAGUGCAAUCGAAACCAAAGCCCCAACCGGAGUUGAAACGGACAGCGGGAUGGAUUCGCAAGCACUAUCAAGAACCCCGUCGAACCCGACUUCCUCCUCAAGGACUCCGGACAUUCAAAGAACGAUCAGCGAGACAAUUGUUACACACCUUAAUGGCGAGGACAGCCCAGUGCUCAAUGAAACUUUAAGCGUAAUCGACGAGCACAUUACGAAUUUUAGUACACCACGGCAGAGUGUUGUUGCACAAGAACCCCACCGAGGCCUCAAUGAUUCCAGCAGUGAAUACAGCAGCCAUGUGGAUCACCGUCUUUCCUAUAUUCACGGAGCUGAAACAGAUGAAGAGGAAGACAGCGGGUUCACUGAGGCAGACGUCAGGCGUUGGGGUCACGAAGAGGUCGCUGAACGCCUCCGGGAGCUUGGUGCAGACCCAAAACACUGCGAAAUAUUCAAGGAGCAAGAGAUAACGGGAGACGUCCUACUUGAGAUGGACCAAGAAUUCAUAUACAUGAAGGAUUUUGAUUUCGGUGUUAUGGGUCGACGGCUCAAAACUUGGCACAUAGUUAAGGCUUUCCAGGAAGAGGUCAAGGGUAUUGGACAUCCUAGACAAUCGAUAUCCACGUACUCUGGACGCGGGGCUUCGCCGGCGGAGUACGAUCGCUCUCAAAGCCGUUCCGGGACAGCGUCCUCUUUCCUGCCGCGGAUCCCCAGUGUUAGUGAAGCGCAUCGUCCUGUGACUAGACAGUCCAGGGGUUCUACUUUCUCAAGCUAUCAGAGUCGGGCGGCGCCGUCUCCCGUCCCCCCUGCUGGAUUUAGCCGCCCGAGGACUCGUGACAGUGCGUCGCGACCUUCGCCGGAUUUUAUCAGGCAGAGUAAUUACCACCGUCGGCACUCAUCGACAGAGGAGGCCUCUAGGUCAUCCGCCCGCACCACGAGACCUCUAACAAGUGCGUCUUCUAGAAUGGCAAGCAACCCUCACGAAAAGAAAUCUUCAUUUGAUCGGGGAUGGACGAUAAAAGCGGGCACGGAUUCGCGACCAGGAACUGCAUUGGGGACCACCACUGCUCAGGACCGAAACCAAAGCCAUGGAUAUGGUCGCCAUGCAACAACUGAAGAGAUUGCAACUGAUGAUUCUCCUGACCUAGACAGAGGGUACUUUUCUGGUGGUGAAAUCGAUGCUAGGAAAUCCCGGAAUGUUCUGCGAAAACGAGAUUCAGAAGGUCGAAGUUUGAGUCACUCAAGACAAUCCAGCGCAACCGAGGAUGCAAAGGGCCGUAAUAACAAGCGACACUCGAGGUUUAGCAGUGUGGAUUCCUUUAGGGAGUUUGCCCCAUACUUUUCAGCCUUUGGAAAACUCGGUAAUACUGGAGGUUCUUCCGCAGAGGCCAAUUCACGUCGGGUACUAGUUGACGAUGACUCCCAUUCUCCAACUGUUACCAAUUUGGAGGACAGUAGUUCAGGUGGUGGGAUCCUUUCUUCUUUGUCGUCAUUUCAUUCGAAACCCCACAAUGAUUCAGGCCGCUCAUCUCCGAUAGCUUCUCAAAGUAAGGGUAUGGCCCCUAAAUUUCGCCGGGCUAUCGGUCUCCGUGCCAUCUCGGAUGCAGUGACAGGCAACGAAAAGGCUCAGCUGGGCUCGACGUCAUCUUCCCCUAUAAAGGACCUCCCCAAAUCACCGGCCCGCACCAAUUCCACCACACCAUCCGGUACUUCUAAAAGCUUUGAUAUGGAGGGAACCGAUGCCUCGUCGAAAGUUUCAGAUACGGGUAUAAGCUUGGCCCUUGGGCCUAAGACUCCUUCCCAGAGGACAAAAACGAAGAGAGACACAAGCGCGUAUAUACGUGGCUUAGAAAAGAAAACUCCGCAAGAACAGAUGAUAGGCUGUGAUUAUUAUGGAUGGAUGAAGAAGAAGUCGUCGAAUUUGAUGGCUGCUUGGAAGCCACGAUUGUUUAUCCUUCGUGGACGCCGGCUCUCCUAUUACUAUUCAGAAGACGAUACUGAAGAGCGAGGACUGAUCGACAUAUCGUCUCACCGCGUUUUCCGUGCAGAUAAUGAUACGAUAACUUCUCUUCAUGCAACUCUCACUGGAGCGAAGGCUUCGCCAACAUCGCCAACCAACUCGAACGGUUCGCAAGUUGUGCCAACUGAUUCCGAUCCAACUUCUGAGAGCCCCCGACCAAAGGCAAAUCCAGACGAUCAGCCAUUUAUUUUCAAACUCGUUCCACCGAAAGCCGGGCUCUCUCGUGCUGUACAAUUCACAAAGCCAGCAGUUCACUAUUUCCAAGUUGACAAUAUUCAACAAGGACGGUUAUGGAUGGCGGCUCUGAUGAAGGCCACCAUUGAGCGAGACCUCAACCUGCCUGUGAAAACCACAAACAAACAGAAAACAGUUAGCUUGAGGCAGGCUCGCCAGAUGAAUCAGCGUCCGCCAGCAUUAAUGAACCAGAAGAGCAAACAAAACUUAAAGUCGGAAUCUAAAGAAAAGAGUCCCCCAUCCAAUGGUGAUAAAGUACUCUCGUCUGAUAGCCGCAAAGAUCUAGAUGAGCUUAAUAAAGAGGCCAUUGAGACGGAAAGCUCUAAUUUGCACGCCGAAUCGCCUCCAUCCCGUUCUUAUUCAACCUAG
This is a messenger RNA of Coccidioides immitis RS, 2991 nucleotides long. Its product is annotated as polarized growth protein. Bases 1 to 2991 code for a protein of 996 amino acids. NCBI's taxonomy places the organism in Eukaryota, Fungi, Ascomycota, Eurotiomycetes, Onygenales, Onygenaceae. Gene Ontology annotation, cellular component: plasma membrane. Gene Ontology annotation, biological process: actin cytoskeleton organization. Gene Ontology annotation, molecular function: protein binding. The transcript has 3 exons. The record is from RefSeq and is a predicted model, not a curated record.